AUGCCCACCUUUUGCCAACAUUACCCAUCUCCAGCCGGUACCCCUUCCUCUUACGAUCAUCCUAUCAGCCAAAAGCCAACCUGGUCCAACAACUUUCACUCAUCCAACUACCUUCAACUGACCGGCUCUAACAAGUUUAAUUCAUCCGACUACCUUCAGCCAACCUGCUCCAACAACUUUCAGCCACUUGAUCCACAAUAUCACCGUGUGUACGCUAUUGCUAAAGGCAAGUCAAAUCACACAGGUUCUGGUGUUGCAGACAAAGACCGACUUCAAGGUAUUGCUACAACUUUGGCCAAACAAGAGACCAAUUGUCCUUGUUUCGAUGAGAUGUAUGCAUUAUUUGGUGAAAAAGCAAAUAUCACCGCAAUGGUCACAAUGGACAGUAGCAUCAUCACAACGUCUGAUUUUGAUUAUUUGGACUCGGACAACCAGGACUCCGACUCAGACUCUGUUUGUUUCAUUUCUGAGUCAAAAGAACACAAACCUCUCUCAAGUUCUCUGAGGCGCACUUCCACGUUGGCCAACCUAAUUGACAGACAUGAUCAAGAUGAAUCGUUAUUGGGCGGAAUCCAAAGUCCAGACUUUGUAGGAUUAAAUCCCAAUCUCGAUGAAGUGUUUCAACCACUUUGGUCAACUGUAGAAAAUUUGGAAAGUUUUUUUGUCGACAAUCCAAGUGGUUGGGACAACAUACCUAUCAAAUCGUCAUUGUCAAAUUCUCCCAACAACUUUCUUCGUUCACAACAAGAUCCCAAUCCGGGUACUCCAUCAUCUGUCAGCACUAGCACUUCUUCCCAAAAACCUUUGCGGCUGCCCUCACAAGAUCACCAUCCCAACUCGCCUUUGCCUUUGGUCAAAAUCACCACUUCUAAUCAACAAAACACUCAAACUGAAACUCCAGAUCAACCCAACAAAAGCCCCAUUGCUAAGCGUCAGGCAAAGAUAACAGAUAAUCAAGAUAAGCUGAAGCCAGUUCACAAUUCUGCAAACCCUCUACCGCCAAUUGCAGCACCCGGCAAAGCUAAAUCAGAAUUGAAAAACCCUUUGGCACAAGCACUCUUAACCAUCAGUCAGUCCAAGGCACAAAUGUACAAGGCCACGAAUAAGCGGGAGUUAGAGCUAGAAGCGCGUAUGGUAGAAAAUGAAACCAAGACAUUGAUGCGAGAUAUGGCCCUUGACAAACAUAACAAGGAACAAGAAGAGAAGAAGCAAAAGCAAGAAGAACUUGCAGUCAGCUUGCAACUGGCAUGGGACAAAGAAAGAUUUCUUCACAAAAAAGAGGAAAGAGUGCAAGACAAACACAUCAAGCAGAUGAAUAGGUGGUUAGCUGAAGGGGAGUCAGUUGCAGAUGUCAGACUACUUUUGGAGAUGAGUGGGUUGACUCAGCCAAAGGAUGCGAGUAGUUUGACUCAGCAAUAA
Messenger RNA from Melampsora larici-populina 98AG31, 1419 nucleotides. RefSeq lists its product as uncharacterized. The record is from RefSeq and is a predicted model, not a curated record. The transcript is spliced from 4 exons. The coding region runs from base 1 to 1419 and encodes 472 amino acids. Lineage: Eukaryota; Fungi; Basidiomycota; Pucciniomycetes; Pucciniales; Melampsoraceae.